Messenger RNA from Chanos chanos (milkfish), 2365 nucleotides. It is a transcript of the gene arhgef6, whose product is annotated as Rac/Cdc42 guanine nucleotide exchange factor (GEF) 6. Gene Ontology annotation, molecular function: protein binding; guanyl-nucleotide exchange factor activity. The record is from RefSeq and is a predicted model, not a curated record. Lineage: Eukaryota; Metazoa; Chordata; Actinopteri; Gonorynchiformes; Chanidae. Gene Ontology annotation, biological process: lamellipodium assembly. The coding region runs from base 1 to 2325 and encodes 774 amino acids. Gene Ontology annotation, cellular component: cytoplasm; lamellipodium. The transcript has 22 exons.
AUGAACCCGGAGGAGCAAACUGUAACGUGGCUAAUAUCAUUAGGAGUGCUUAAUUCGCCAAAGAAGAACAUCGCUGAUCCUGAGGAGUUUCUAAAAACAUCAUUAAGAGAUGGGGUUGUCCUGUGCAAGCUUAUGGAAAGGUUGCAACCUGGAUCUGUCUCAAAGUACUGUCAGGAUCCGAGGACCGAAGCGGACUGCAUUGCCAACAUUCGGGAGUUUUUAAAAGGAUGUACCUCCUUGAAGGUUGAGGGCUUUGAACCAGAGAACUUGUACACUGGAGAGAAUUUUGGCAAAGUUCUGUCCACUCUGCUGGCAGUAAACAACGCAACCCAAGAUCGUAUUUCCGAGAGGUCAUGUUCGCAGUCCAGCGCCUCUGCACCUAGCCAGUCCGCCUCCUCACAGACGCAGUCCAACCUAAAGUCCAGUAGGUCUCUGCGGAGACAAUCUAAACCAGCAGUGGAGAUGUCAGAGAAUGGUGGCGGGGGCCAGCUGGUCGUGAAGGCGCGCUUUAACUUCAAGCAGAAUAAUGAGGACGAGCUGUCCUUCAGCAAAGGGGAGCUCAUCCACGUCACCCGACAGGAGGAGGGCGGCUGGUGGGAGGGGACGCUCAACGGCAAAACCGGCUGGUUCCCCAGCAACUACGUCCGCGAGGUCAAACCCUGUGACAAACCCAUCUCUCCAAAAGCUGUGAAAGGGUUUGAUGUUCCCCAGCUGACCAAAAACUACUACAGCGUGGUGGUGCAGGAUGUCCUGGAGCAUGAGCGAGAGUUUGUGAAGGAACUGCAGACUGUGUUAACCACCUACCUGCGCCCCCUACAGGCCAGCGAUAAGCUUUCAAGUACAGACAGUGCGACUCUGAUUGCCAACUUGGAAGAUAUACUCACUUUUCAGCAAGGCCUUUGCGUGGCGUUGGAGGAGUGCACCAAAAUGCCAGAAGGCCAGCAACGUAUUGGUGGCUGUUACCUGAACCUUAUGUGCCAGAUCAGAAUGCUGUACUUGUCCUAUUGUUCCAGCCAUCCCUCAGCGGUGUCCGUUCUCACUGAUCACAGUGAGGAGUUGGAUAAGUUUAUGGAGAACCAAGGGGCUAGUGCUCCAGGGAUCCUAACUCUGACCACGAGUCUGAGCAAGCCCUUCAUGCGCCUGGACAAAUACCCCACCCUGCUGCAGGAGCUGGAGAGACACGUGGAGGAAGCACACCCAGACUACUGUGACAUCCUAAAGGCAACAGGUGCAUUUAAGAGUCUCGUGACACAAUGCCAGGACUUGCGAAAGAGAAAGAACCUGGAGUUGCAGAUCUUGUCCGAGCCAGUCCGUGGCUGGGAGGGAGAGAGCAUGAAGUCUUUGGGGUCUGUCAUUUACAUGUCUCAGGUUCAGAUGCAGAGCGGAGGCAGCGAGGAAAAAGAAGAGCGAUACUUCAUGCUGUUCCCCAAUGUGUUGGUCAUGCUGUCUGCUAGUCCAAGAAUGAGCGGUUUCAUCUAUCAGGGGCGGUUGCCUCUGGCUGGGGCCACGGUAACCAGACAGAUAGAGGAGACCGAGACUGGGCAUUACGCCUUUGAAAUAACAGGGGGCAUGAUAGAUCGUGUCGCCGUGUUCUGCAGUAAUUCACAAGAGCUCCAGGAGUGGCUGGAGCAUCUACACCCGUUUACUAAAGGAGGAAGUCCGGGUAAGCCUGUAAGUGUUGCUGGCACUCCAUCCCACCACGCACAUCUUCAGAGUUUCAGUGUUCCUGUUGCUAGCAGAGGGCCGUUGGAGCCCCCGAAAAUCACGAAGCCUUGGUCCCUAAGCUGUCUGAGACCUGCUCCCCCGCUCAAGCCCUCGGCCGCACUAGGAUACAAAGAGAGGAUGUCUUAUAUACUGAAGGAAUCCAGCAAAAGUCCCAGACCUAUUAAAAAGUUCCUCCCAAAAAGGAAACCGGAGAGGAAGCCAUCAGAUGAUGAAUUCCUGCUCCGAAAAAGUACUGCAGCUCUGGAAGAAGAUGCCCAGAUCCUUAAGGUUAUUGAGGCCUACUGCACUGGAGCCAGCCUUCACCAGACUGCCACAGGUAAGACUGUGCGAAAGGAGUGUGUCCCGCAGGUCUUGCUGCCGGAAGAAGAAAAGAUCAUCGUGGAGGAGAUGAAGAGUAACGGCCAGACAGUCAUUGAGGAAAAAAGUCUGGUGGAUGCAGUAUAUGCUUUAAAGGAUGAGGUCCACGAGUUAAAGAAGGAGAAUAAGUGGAUGAAGCAGUGUCUUGAGGAAGAGCAGAAGUCUCGCAGAGAGCUAGAGCGUGUGGUCAGGAGGCUCGCUAAGCAGAAAAAUGACUGUGCUUGGGAAGAUGGCAGCCACUGACUGGUGCCCUGGAUACUCUCUGUUUCUGUGUUCGCGUGUG